UCAAAUUAAUCGAAAUUCGAUAAGACAAAACAAAUGUCAUCGGAUUUCCGGAUUUAAUAAACAAAUGGAAAAUUCGCCGCGCAUUGUUUAUGUUUGCAGCCUGUGCCUGCGCCAAUAUGAUCUCCAGGAGGACCUCCGCGGCCACAUGGUGUACUUCCACGGCUGCCAGCCACUGGAAUCAGUGCCCGGCAGAAAGGGCAAAUCAGCAAAAAUCAGGAUUGCACAGGAUAAACAAAUCCCUGACCCGCACUUGGAGGACGUAGACCAAGCGCCCAGUGAGCUCCAGCCCAUGCCCUUCAAGGACUUCCGGCUGGUCCUGCGGGCCCACAUGCAAGUACCGUGCUCCUUCAGCAAAGACUGUCCCUUCAAGUUCAAGGACGCUGGGAAAAUGGAAAUGCACUCCAUUUGCCACAAGGAGAACAGCUUCGCCUGCUGCGAAUGCGGCUUGGAGCUGCCGCAUUGGCGCCGUUGCUCCGCUCACCUGUGGAAGGCCCACCAGUUGGAUGUGGACUUCCUGCAGUGCCCCGCUCUCGGCUGCAAAUACAGAUCUCCCGUAUCCGCCCUGGUGUGGCGGCACAUGCGGGUCCAUAAGAAGUGGCGUCCCAGGGUGCUUCGCUCCCUGGCCGCAGUUCAGCGGAUGAAGAAGCUCAAGGAACAGUCCGCCGAGUCCACUCAGCCGGCACAGCCGGUGCCUUUGGCGUCCAAGAAGAACAAAUACUAUGCGGAGAAGACCUGUGAGAUUUGCAGCCGGAAAUUUGUGAAUGGAAAGACGCUCUCCAAGCAUGUAAAGACGGUGCACAACAAGAUCAAACCGUUUAUUUGCAAUGUGUGCGGCAAGAAGACUGCGCGCAAAGCGAGCCUAAUAAUUCACAUGCGGCAGCACACCGGGGAAAAACCGCUGCAGUGCGGCGAGUGCAAGUUCUCCACCCGUGAUCCCAGUGUCCUGCACAAGCAUCGGCAACGGCACGGCAGCCAGGACAGCCAGAGCAGCGGCACCCUCAAGUGCAGUGAGUGCGACUACAACUGCAUCCAGGCUAAUGCCCUGAAGCGUCACAUGCGGCUCAACCAUGCUGAGGCCUACCGCGAUCUGUGCUGCGACCUCUGCAGCUACACCUCCAUCAAUGCCGAGCGCUUGCUGGCUCACAAGCAGGAUCAUCGGCAGGGCCUGAUCACGAACUGUGAGGAUUCUAUGGAUGCCACGCGGGCUGCAGGCUUCAAGUAUCCCCGCAAGUUGGCCGACAAAAAUGGAGAGAUAUCCGCGGAUUGCUUUAUGCCGCUUGAGAGCGUUGACUCGCUGCCUCAUGAGCCUGCCGUGGACACGGGUGGAGUGACCAUUCCAGCUCCACCCUCUGAGGACACUCAGUUUCCAACUUAUUUAAAAGAUUAGUACUAAUUAUAUUUUAUUAUUA
Molecule: messenger RNA, 1409 nt
Organism: Drosophila kikkawai
Lineage: Eukaryota; Metazoa; Arthropoda; Insecta; Diptera; Drosophilidae
Product: PR domain zinc finger protein 5-like
Biological process (GO): regulation of transcription by RNA polymerase II
Cellular component (GO): nucleus; chromosome
Molecular function (GO): chromatin insulator sequence binding; DNA-binding transcription factor activity, RNA polymerase II-specific; RNA polymerase II transcription regulatory region sequence-specific DNA binding
Source: RefSeq, a predicted model, not a curated record